AUGGGAAAGUCAAGUCCCGAAUGGGACGAACUGGAGGACUGGCUGAGAGGGAGCAUGCAGAAUCUUAUCCAGCAGGUGCUCGAAGAGGAGGUGACGGAGUUUUUCGGCAGGGCGAAGUCAGCGCGCCGAUCUGAGGCGGACAGCGAUAGCGGUUACCGGAACGGACACGGCAGGCCGAGGAAGUUGACGUUGAGUGGUGGGACGGUAGAGUUGAGGAGGCCCAGAGUGCGCAACACCGACGAGAGGUUCGAGAGCAGGCUACUGCCGCUGUUCGCCAAAAGGACCGCCAAGGUAUCUGAACUGAUACCGCAGCUGUACCUUCACGGGCUGUCUGAGGGAGACUUUGACCUGGCGCUGCGUGGGCUGUUGGGAGAAGAUGCGCCGUUGUCGGCAGCGACGGUGGCGCGACUGAAGGAGAGGUGGAACGGUGAGCUUGCGGAGUGGCGCAGUCGUCGCCUCGAUGAGCACGAGGUCGUCUACGUGUGGGUGGAUGGAGUGUACGUGAAGGCCGGUCUUGAGCGCGAGAAGGCGGCGAUACUGGUUGUGAUCGGGGCCUUGAGCGACGGAACCAAGACGGUAUUGAGCGUCGUACCGGGCUACAGGGAAUCGACGCAGAGCUGGUCGGAAGCGCUCAGGGAUCUGAGGGAUCGCGGGAUGAACUGUCCUAAACUGGUGGUAGGCGACGGUCACCUGGGCAUCUGGGGAGCGUUGCGCAACGUGUAUCCGGACGCCAGGGAGCAGAGGUGCUGGAACCACAAGAUCAUAAACGUUCUGGACAAGCUUCCGAAGAGGCAGCACGAGCAGGCCAAGCUGAUGUUGCGGGGCAUCCCAUACGCCGGGAGUCGUGCGGAGUCGGAGCGUCUGAGGUCGCUGUUUUGCGGCUGGUGUCGUGAGCGCUCCUACGACGGGGCCGCUGAGAGUCUGGAGCGUGACUGGGAUCGAAUGGUGACGUUCUAUGACUUUCCGGCUGAGCACUGGAAGCACGUCAGGACGACGAAUGUUGUGGAGUCGCCCUUUGCGGCUCUGAGACUGCGCACCGAUGCGGCGAAGCGGUUUAAGAGGGUGGACAGGGCGAUAGCUGUGAUCUGGAAGAUGCUGCUGGUGGCGGAGAGCAGGUUCCGGAGGCUGAAGGCGCCGGAACUGAUGAGGGACGUCUACCUGGGUGCCGUCUACAAGGACGGAAUCGUCGUUGAACCGACACCAGAGAAGGUUGCCGCCUGA
Geodia barretti is the source of this 1221-nucleotide messenger RNA. Lineage: Eukaryota; Metazoa; Porifera; Demospongiae; Tetractinellida; Geodiidae. The record is from the annotation of a GenBank genome assembly.